Aspergillus pseudonomiae is the source of this 615-nucleotide messenger RNA. RefSeq lists its product as uncharacterized. The record is from RefSeq and is a predicted model, not a curated record. Gene Ontology annotation, molecular function: transmembrane transporter activity. Gene Ontology annotation, cellular component: membrane. Gene Ontology annotation, biological process: transmembrane transport. Bases 1 to 615 code for a protein of 204 amino acids. NCBI's taxonomy places the organism in Eukaryota, Fungi, Ascomycota, Eurotiomycetes, Eurotiales, Aspergillaceae. The transcript has a single exon.
AUGCAAUUCCGGCUAUCCGCAGUGCUCGCAGUGUUUGUCCGCGGGUUUAAUUGCAGGUACAUUCCCUCGCGCUGUGGGCAACGGCCGCCCAAAAACCCGCCCAAGCCGGACUCAGUCUCUCAAUAUAUAUCAACCUUUGCCAUCCAGACCCCGCGAUCCUCUUUUCUCUCCGCCACCCCGAAUACUGCGCCGCCUCUCUCGCUCGCGGACACGCCAACACCAGGGGAGGUGUCGCAGCCGGUGAACCUUGCUCCCGGUCCAGCCUCGACAACCUCCCCGCUGACCAGUUUUCCCACUACGGCCACCACGUCAUCUCGCGUCCAUUACAAUGAACGUCUGGUCAAAUAUUACAUCAGCAAAUUUCAUCCCGUACAUCCCAUUCUCCUCCCGCAUUCCCUGUACGCCACGCAGGGUUAUCCGGACUACUUGCAAGUGGUGGUGCAGUUCGUCGGCAGUCACUAUGCGAGUAGCAGCUAUUGGUUCGAAGGCCGCUUCAAUUGGCGUGCCUUCGAGGCCUGGCUGGUUGGAUUUGCACCCAGUAUUCCUGGCCUCGCUGCGUUAAACCCACAUAACACCGGGAUCCCGAUUGGUUUGACAUAUACAUUCUACCUGUGA